Ipomoea triloba (trilobed morning glory) is the source of this 2708-nucleotide messenger RNA. RefSeq names its product putative potassium transporter 12. The transcript has 9 exons. The coding region runs from base 1 to 2523 and encodes 840 amino acids. Gene Ontology annotation, cellular component: membrane. Gene Ontology annotation, biological process: potassium ion transmembrane transport. Gene Ontology annotation, molecular function: potassium ion transmembrane transporter activity. NCBI's taxonomy places the organism in Eukaryota, Viridiplantae, Streptophyta, Magnoliopsida, Solanales, Convolvulaceae. The record is from RefSeq and is a predicted model, not a curated record.
AUGGAGAGAGGGGAGAUAGAAGAGAGUAUUACAGUGGGAUUGUUGAGGAGGACUGGUACCGGCGGGAGUGGGGAGUCAAGGUGGGUGGAUGGGAGUGAGGUGGACUCAGAGUCACCUCCAUGGUCAAUACAUGGGGACGAGGGGCUCAGAGAAGGGUACGGAUCUGUUAGGAGAAGGCUUGUGAAGAAGCCCAAGAGAGUCAAUUCUUUCGAUGUUGAAGCCAUGGAGAUUGUUGGUGAUCAUGCCCACCAUAAGAAGGAUCUUUCACUUGCGGGAACUCUUGCUCUAGCAUUUCAAACGCUUGGUGUGGUAUAUGGUGAUGUGGGAACAAGCCCUUUGUAUGUUUUUGCUGAUGUGUUUAGUAAGGUAACCAUAACUUCAGAAAUUGAUGUCUUGGGGGCAUUAUCGAUAGUGAUAUAUACAAUUGCUCUCAUUCCCCUCAUGAAGUAUGUAUUUAUAGUACUGAAGGCCAACGACAAUGGAGAAGGAGGAACGUUUGCUCUGUAUUCAUUGAUCUGCAGGUACGCAAAUGUUAAUCUUCUCCCAAAUCGCCAGCCGGCCGAUGAAGGUAUCUCCAGUUUUAAGCUCAAGCUGCCCACACCGGAACUGGAAAGGGCACUAAAUAUAAAGGAUGCACUGGAACGUAAAUCCUUUUUGAAGACCCUUCUCUUGCUCUUGGUCCUCACAGGAACAUCAAUGAUUAUAGGGGAUGGUAUCUUGACACCAGCAAUGUCGGUGGUGUCUGCUGUGAGUGGUCUUCAGGGUAAGAUACCCGGUUUUGGAACAAAUGCUCUUGUUAUCACUUCGAUAGUCAUACUUGGUGCAUUGUUCAGCAUACAACGAUUUGGGUCAAGUAAAGUUGGCUUCACAUUUGCUCCAGCCCUUGCUAUCUGGUUCUUUAGUUUGGGGUCAAUUGGAAUUUACAACCUGUUUAAGUAUGAUGUUUCUGUGGUAAGGGCAUUGAAUCCAGCUUAUAUCUUUCUUUUCUUCUCGAAGAAUUCCAGUAAGGCAUGGUCAGCUCUCGGUGGCUGUGUUUUAUGCAUCACAGGAGCCGAAGCAAUGUUUGCUGAUUUAGGUCAUUUCUCUGUGCGAUCUAUACAGAUUGCGUUCACUGGCGUGGUCUUCCCCUGCCUUCUCUUAGCCUACUUGGGCCAAGCUGCAUAUCUCAUGAAACAUCCAAAUUCAGCCAGCACAGUAUUUUAUUCCUCUGUACCUGAUGGGUUUUUCUGGCCAAUAUUUGUGAUAGCUACAGUUGCUGCUAUAAUUGCCAGCCAGGCCAUGAUAUCUGCUUCGUUUUCUUGCGUCAAGCAAGCCAUGGCUCUCGGAUGCUUCCCACGGCUAAAGGUAGUUCACACCUCGAAAAGGCACAUGGGUCAGAUUUACAUUCCCGUAAUCAAUUGGUUUUUGAUGCUCAUGUGCAUGGCUGUAGUUGCUGCUUUCAGAAGCACAACAGACAUAGCAAAUGCAUACGGCAUAGCUGAAGUUGGCGUGAUGUUGGUGAGCACCACUAUGGUUACGCUAGUGAUGGUUUUGAUAUGGCAAACGAAUCUGUUUCUAGCGUUGUGCUUCCCGCUUGUAUUCGGGUCAAUAGAGCUUCUGUACUUGUCUGCUGUACUGUCAAAAAUCCUGGAGGGCGGUUGGCUUCCGCUCGUCUUUGCUUCGUUCUUCCUGUCCGUGAUGUACGUGUGGAACUAUGGGAGCGUGUUGAAGUACCAGGUCGAGGUGAAGCAGAAGAUCUCGAUGGAUUUCGUGUAUGACCUCGGGUCUACCCUUGGAACUGUGCGAGUGCCGGGCAUUGGCCUGCUUUACAACGAGCUCGUCCAAGGUAUCCCCUCGGUUUUCAUGCAGUUCCUGCUCGACCUUCCAGCAAUCCACUCGAUCAUCGUGUUUGUUUGCAUCAAGUAUGUCCCAGUGCCCGUCGUCCCUCAGGAGGAACGGUUCUUGUUCCGAAGGGUCGGCCCGAAGGACUACCACAUGUUCCGGUGUGUUGCCCGAUACGGUUACAAAGAUGUGAGGAAGGAAGAUCACCAAGCAUUUGAGCAGCUCCUGGUGGACAGCCUUGAGAAGUUUUUAAGGAAGGAGGCUCAGGAUCUUGCCCUGGAGAGUGUCAGCAGCGUGACACGUCAGACUGAUGACGUGGCAUCCACCAGGUCAUCUGACGCGGGAGAUGGCAGUGGGAUAGAGGGUCUCAAGGUUCCAUUGAUUCAGCAGGACGAGGGGUCGGAAGAAGGCGUGGCGGCCGAUGAUGAGUCAGCGUUGCUAUUGCCAGCUAGCGCCAUGUCAGCGGACGAAGAUCCCAGCUUGGAGUACGAGCUGUCAGCGCUCCGCGAAGCCACCGAAUCGGGUUUCACGUACUUGCUGGGGCACGCUGACGUGAGGGCCAAGAAAAGCUCAUGGUUCAUCAAGAAACUCUCCAUCAAUUACUUCUACUCAUUUCUGAGGAGGAACUGCAGGGGUGGGGCCGCCACAAUGCGAGUUCCUCACAUGAAUAUAAUCCAAGUUGGGAAGACAUACAUGGUCUGAUCUGGGGUUUAGUGUUUUCCUUUCCUUAAUUCUUCAUAUGCCUCAUUAUUUUCAGUGGCAUAAUGUAGUGAUUGAUUUGAUUGGUGUGAUACCCAGACCCAGCUGCUGCCCAGAUGAGAUGGUAGCUUUUGUACCUAUCUACAUGCAUCUAAAUGAAGAAAUUUAUGGGUGUGUUUAUUUGAACA